Molecule: messenger RNA, 6250 nt
Organism: Galendromus occidentalis (western predatory mite)
Lineage: Eukaryota; Metazoa; Arthropoda; Arachnida; Mesostigmata; Phytoseiidae
Gene: zip
Product: myosin heavy chain 10
Exons: 12
Coding region: 1-5916 (1971 amino acids)
Cellular component (GO): myosin filament; myosin II complex; cytoplasm
Molecular function (GO): microfilament motor activity; ATP binding; actin filament binding
Source: RefSeq, a predicted model, not a curated record
AUGGGGGACGCGGCCAGAGUCAACCUCAACUCGCCGGUUUUCAAAUUUCUCGUCGCCAGCAAGAACGACCGGUAUGAUCCUGCAUUGCAAGCAGAAUGGACCGCGAGGAAACUCGUCUGGGUCCCGCACGACUCACAAGGAUUCUGCGCGGCGUCGAUUCGAGGGGAACGCGGCGACGAGCUCGAAGUGGAAUUGGUUGAGACCGCGAAAAAAAUGGUCGUCAGUCGGGACGACAUCCAGAAAAUGAAUCCCCCGAACUUCGACAGAGUUGACGACAUGGCCGACUUGACAUGUCUCAACGAAGCCUGUGUGCUCCACAACAUCAAAGAGAGAUACUACUCAGGACUAAUCUACACAUACUCCGGCCUGUUCUGCGUGGUGGUCAACCCCUACAAGAAGCUUCCGAUUUACACGGAUCAGCUCAUGGAGGGCUACAAGGGCCGCAAGAAGCAAGAGGUGCCGCCGCACAUUUACGCAGUAGCGGAUUCCUCAUACAGGCACAUGCUGCAGGACAAAGAGGAUCAGAGUAUCUUGUGUACCGGCGAAUCCGGCGCCGGCAAAACAGAAAACACGAAGAAAGUCAUUCAAUAUCUAGCCUUCGUUGCCGCUCCGAAACCCAGACAAAAUUCGUCCGCCUCGUCGACGUUGCAUUCGCCCCCUGCGAUCAACAUGACGGAGUUGGAACGACAGCUACUCCAGGCCAAUCCCAUCCUCGAAGCGUUCGGUAACGCCAAGACUGUCAAGAACGACAAUUCUUCCAGAUUUGGCAAGUUCAUCCGAAUCAACUUCGACGCAUCGGGUUACAUCAGCGGCGCCAACAUUGAAACCUAUCUCCUGGAAAAGUCGCGAGCCAUCCGACAGGCCAAGGACGAAAGGUCGUUCCACAUCUUCUAUCAACUACUGGCUGGCGCUUCGAUGGAACAAAUCAAAGAACUGCUUCUUGAAGACGUCGGGGCCUACGAAUUCCUCUCGCAAGGGAACGUCACGAUCCCCGGCGUCGAGGAACAAGAAGAGUUCAGGACUACGGUGCAAGCCAUGCAGAUCAUGGGUUUCACGCCGGACGAUAUAAAGAGCAUCUUCAAGAUUCUCUCCGCUGUACUUCUGUUCGGCAACAUGCACUUCAAGCAGGAACGUAACUCUGACCAAGCCACGUUACCUGAUAAUCGCGUCGCUCAGAAAGUAUCGCAUUUGUUAGGAAUCGGUCUACUCGAAAUGAGCAAGGCUUUCCUCAAGCCCAAAAUGAAAGUAGGGAGAGAAAUGGUGAACAAAGCGCAGACGAAAGAACAAUGCGAAUUCGCCGUCGAAGCGAUCGCCAAGGCGCUUUACGAGCGCCUCUUCAAAUGGAUUGUCCACCGGAUAAAUAGAUCGCUUGACCGUAGCACCCGUCAGGGCACUUCAUUCAUUGGAAUUCUCGACAUCGCCGGAUUCGAAAUCUUUGGCGUGAACUCCUUUGAACAGCUGUGCAUCAACUACACGAACGAGAAGCUUCAGCAACUUUUCAACCACACGAUGUUCAUCCUAGAGCAAGAAGAGUAUCAGGCGGAGGGUAUCGAGUGGAAAUUCAUCGAUUUCGGUCUCGACCUCCAGCCAACGAUCGACCUGAUCGACAACCGAUCAGGAAUCCUCGCCAUCCUAGACGAAGAGUGCAUUUACCCGAAAGCGACCGAUCGCACGUUCGUAGAGAAACUGCAGAGCGGUCACGAAACGCAUCCGAAGUUCAUCAAGAGCGAUCGCAUUCGAUCGGGAAUCGCCGACGCCGACUUCAGCAUCGUGCACUACGCCGGGAGCGUCGUGUACUCCGCAAGCCAGUGGCUCGAGAAAAACAUGGACCCCCUGAAUGACAACGUCGUCCAGAUUCUCCAACAGUCACAGGACCCGUUCGUAGCCGCAUUGUGGAAGGACGCCGAAAUCAUCUCGAUGGGAGCCACCCUCGACGGCACCUUCGGCCCAGCGAGGGCGCGAAAGGGAAUGAUGCGAACCGUAGCCAUGCUGUACAAAGAACAGUUGGCCAAGCUCAUGGUCACCCUUAGCAAUACGAAUGCCAAUUUCGUGCGCUGUAUAAUCCCCAAUCACGAGAAGAAGGCGGGCCGGAUCGACCCGCCCCUCGUUCUGGAUCAGCUGCGCUGUAACGGAGUGUUAGAAGGCAUUCGAAUCUGUCGCCAGGGCUUCCCGAACCGCAUCCCUUUCAGCGAGUUCCGUCAGCGGUACGAGUUGUUGACACCGAACGUAAUUCCUAAGGGGUAUAUGGACGGAAAGUCCGCCGUCGAGAAAAUGGUCAAAGCACUCGAGCUGGACAACAAUCUUUUCCGAAUCGGAAAGUCGAAAAUCUUCUUCCGUACCGGCGUCCUAGCCGGACUCGAAGAGGAACGCGAUAUGAAAAUCUCGGAUCUCAUCAUCCAAUUCCAGGCGUACUGUCGAGGUCUACUCGCCCGCCGCAUGUACCAGAAACGCACCAUGCAAUUGAAUGCCAUUCGUAUAAUUCAACGGAAUUGCGCGAGUUAUCUGAAGCUCCGCAAUUGGCCCUGGUGGCGACUUUACACCAAAGUCAAACCUCUCCUCCAGGUCACCAAGCAGGAGGAGAAGUUGAACGCUAAGGACGAAGAGCUCAAACAGGUCAAGGACAAAUUCGACAAGGCUCAGCAGGAGAUGAAGGAAAUGGAACGAUCUCUCCAGCAGGCCGUCGAGGAGAAGGCUACGCUGAGCGAACAGCUCCAGAACGAGACCGAGCUGUGCGCAGAAGCCGAAGAGAUCCGCAUGCGCCUGCUCACCAAGAAGCAAGAGCUGGAGGAGUGUUGUCACGAGCUAGAGAGCCGACUGGAAGAGGAGGAGGAGAAGAUCCAGGCGCUGAUGAACGACAAGAAGAAGCUCCAGCAGAACAUCACCGACCUAGAGGAACAGCUCGAAGAGGAGGAAGGGCAGCGACAGAAGCUCCAAAUCGAAAAGUACGCACUCGAUGGAAAAAUAAAAAAACUCGAGGAAGGCUAUGCCGUUCUCGAAGACUCCAACCAGAAGUUCCUGAAAGAGAAGAAAAUGAUGGACGAUCGACUGAAAGACGUCGAGCAGACCCUGCAAGAAGAGGAAGAGAAGUGCAAACAGCUGUCCAAGUUGAAGGCGAAGCAGGAAGCCACGAUCGUCGAUCUUGAAGAGAGACUCCGUAAGGAACAAGAUGUCCGACAGGAACUCGAGAGAGCCAAGCGAAAACUCGAUACCGAGGUGAACGACAUCAAAGAGCAGCUCAACGAGAAGAAAGCUCAGCUCGAGGAAAUGCAACUCCAGCUGAGCAAGAAGGAGGAGGAGCUCAACCAAGCCCUCGUCCGCUGCGACGAGGAAACCCUUGCCAAAUCCCAGGCCCAGAAAGCUCUUCGGGAACUCGAAUCGCAGAUGGGUGAUAUCCAAGAGGACCUGGAGUCGGAGAAAGCUGCCCGACAGAAGAGUGAAAAACAGAAGCGAGACCUCAACGAGGAACUGGAGCGGCUCAAGAACGAGCUUCUCGACUCGCUGGACUCCACGGCCACUCAGAAAGAGUUGCAGAAACAGCGUGAACACGAAGUGGCCGCGCUGAAGAAAACACUCGAAGACGAGAUGUCCGUGAAAGACAGUCAGUUCGCCGAUCUUCGGGCCAAACACCACCAGACCGUUGAGCAGCUAAACGAGCAAACCGAAUCGUUGAAGAAAGCCAAACUCAACCUGGAGAAGACCAAACAGAAUCUCGAGGCCGAGAACAUCGACAUGGCCAACGAGAUCAAGGGUCAUAUCGCAGCUAGACAAGAAUCAGAGCGGAAGAGAAAGGCUCUGGAGCAUCAGCUCCAGGAGGCGUCCGCGAAAGUCGCCGACGCUGAGCGCCUCAAGCAGGACGCCCUGGAGAGAUGCAGCAAACUCCAGGCCGAACUGGAGUCUGUAUCUGCUCAGUUAGAGGAACUAGACAAGCGUGCCACGGCCGGUCUGAAGAACUCUUCGAAUCUGGAAGCUCAGCUCGCCGAAGUUCAGGAGCUGCUCGAGGAGGAAACCAAACAGAAGUUGGCCCUCAGCGGGAAACUCCGUCUUUUGGAAGCUGAGAAACAGCGACUGCAAGAUCAACUCGAUGAAGAAGAGGGGGCCAAGCGAACCAUGGAUAAACAGAUCCAAGUUCUCCAAGCACAGAUCGGGGAAGCCAAGAAGAAGAGCGAUGAGGAAUGGGAACAAAUGCUGGAGGAACAGCGGAAAAAGUUCUCCAAGGAGCUCGAAUCAGCGAACGCUCGCGUCGCCGAACACCUCGCACAGGUCGACAAAGUCGACAAGAGCAAGCGGAAGCUCAUGGCCGAAGUUGAAGACCUCAACAUCGAACUCGACUCCACGAGGUCCAAGGUUACCGAGCUCGAAAAGAAACAGCGGAAGUUCGAUUCGAUCCUCGCCGAGGAAAAAGCCCACACGGAACGCGUCUUGGCUGAAAAAGAUCAAGCCGAGCGAGAGUGCCGCGAGAAAGAAACGAAACUUCUAGCGCUCACCCGCGACCUUGAAGACAAAGAAAUUCUCAUAGAACAGCUUGAGACCGCACGGCGUUCGCAGGCGGCUGAGCUCGAGUCCUUGAUGAGCACACAAGGCAGCGCCGACCGAAAUCUUCACGAGUUGGAAAAAGCCAAACGCAACCUCGAAGGUCAAUUGACCGCUCAGAAGCAACGCCUCGAAGAGCUCGAGGACGAACUUCAGUUGUCCGAGGAUGCGAAAUUGCGCGUGGAAGUAAACUUGCAAGCAAUAAAGGCCCAGUUCGAGAGAGAUAUGGCCGCCAGGGAUGACCAGGCCGAGGAGAAGAGGAGAAAUCUCCUGAAGAAUAUUCGCGACCUCGAGAGCGAACUCGACGAGGAGCGUAAGCAAAGGUCCGCUACCCAAGCUCACCGCAAGAAGCUCGAAGCCGACAUCAACGACAUGGGGCACCAACUCGAGUUGGCCAACAAGAGUAAGGAAGACGCCAACCGGGCUUUCAAGAAGAUGGCAGCUCAACUGAAAGACUUCCAACGAGACUACGAGGAGGCUAGAGCCGGCAAAGAAGAGCUAAUCGCAAACGCGAAGGACGCCGAGAAGCGAGCCAAGCUGCUCGAGGCUGAAGUCGUCCAGCUGCAGGAAGAUCUCCAGUCGUCCGAGCGGGCGAGACGCGCCGCCGAAUCCGAACGGAACGAUCUGCAAGAAGAGCUCUCGACCACAGGAGGUCGGGGGAGCUUUUUGGCUGAAGAGAAGAAGAAACUCGAAGCUAAGAUCAACCAAUUGGAAGAGGAUCUCGAAGAGGAACAAUCCAACGGAGAGAUCCUCGUCGAGAAAAUGCGCAAGGUGCAAAACCAGGUCGAGACCGUCAAUGCCGAGCUGGCGACAGAAAGGAACACUUCGGCUCGACUGGAGAAUUCCAACGCCGCUCUGGAGCGCCAAAUCAAAGAACUGCGCGCCAAACUUCAAGAAGCCGAGACUUCUCAGCGAAGCAAAAUUAAAAGCGCUACCGCUCAACUCGAAGCGCGAAACGCCAAACUCGAAGAACAGCUCGACCUCGCCGAGCAAGAGAAGCAGACCGCCCAGAGGCUAGCCAGAAAGCUCGAGAAGAGAAUGAGAGACGCCGUGAGCCAGGUGGAUGAAGAGCGUAGCAACAACGAGCACACCAAGGAUCAGCUGGAAAAGAUGUCUGUACGGCUACGAGCUGCACAGAGGCAGUUCGAAGAGAUCGAUGAGGAGAACUCUCGAGAGAAAGCCCAUCGAAGAAAGCUGCAACGAGAACUCGUUGAGCUCCAGGAGCAGAACGACAAGUUGACGGCAGACCUGAACAACACCCGGGCGAAACUGCGCCGAGCGGGUGGCGGACUAUUCAAGGGAUCUACUCCUUCGAGGGGCGACGAGAGCCCCGUUUCUCUGCCUGACGACAGCUUGGCAAGUUCCGAAGACGGGCAGAUCCAAUAGAAGCCUUCUUCGCUUUCCCCUGUCGCGGCGGAAGCACAGCGACGUUCCCCCUACAGAAGGGCGAAUGAGAAUCGAUUCGUUGUCUGCAAUGAUGCCAAGUGACUUCAACCUACUACUAUCACUACUACGUGUACUCCACAAUGUAUCGCAAUGCCAACGAGAGAGACAAGGACGAGAACAUGGGACAUGUUGCAGCAGACGAACGGGAGAGACGACUGUUAUCGAGAACUUUUUUUUCGGAAGACUGAUGAUGAAUAUAUUACCUACAGCAGCACUUAUUAGGGAAACUCCUCUUGACUGAACUUCUUAAUAUAAAUUGGUCAUCUUUAUAACU